This is a messenger RNA of Cynocephalus volans (Philippine flying lemur), 3865 nucleotides long. It is a transcript of the gene PHLDB2, whose product is annotated as pleckstrin homology like domain family B member 2. The record is from RefSeq and is a predicted model, not a curated record. Bases 10 to 3756 code for a protein of 1248 amino acids. Gene Ontology annotation, biological process: regulation of microtubule cytoskeleton organization. The transcript is spliced from 17 exons. Gene Ontology annotation, cellular component: basal cortex. NCBI's taxonomy places the organism in Eukaryota, Metazoa, Chordata, Mammalia, Dermoptera, Cynocephalidae.
AGCAAGAUUAUGGCCGAGCAUAGCCACAUGCAAAAUGGUAGCUUAGAGGAAAGCUUUGCAGUACAUUCCCUUGAGAACGAUUCCCAAAACAUGAUGGAGACCCUAAGCCCAAAGAAAUACUCUUCCAGUCUGAGAUUUAAAGCCAAUGGAGACUACUCUGGCUCCUAUUUAACCCUCUCACAACCUGUGCCGGCUAAGAGAAGCCCUUCUCCUUUGGGGACUAGUGUCAAAAGUAGCCCCUCCCUGGCCAAAAUCCAGGGAAGCAAGCAGUUCUCUUGUGAUGGAACUGACAAAAACGUUUCCGUGAAACCUCCCACUCCUGUGCUCAGCACCACCUCCUCCCUCAGUGGAUAUCCGCUUGGGAGAGCAGACUUUGAGCAUUAUAUUGGCCGGGACAAUGAAAGGUCCUUAAGGCUCUCAGAGAAGCCUCCCUAUUCCAAAUAUAGCUCGAGGAAUAAAUCACAUGACAGUGUCUACUUUCUCGGAGGGCUGGAAGGACGCAAGGCAUCUGGCUCACUCCUGGCCAUGUGGAAUGGAGGUUCCCUGAGUGAUACUGGCCCUUCUCCCAUCAGCAGAUCAGGGGCAGCAAGCAUGCCUUCAAGCCCAAAGCAAGCCAGGAAAAUGGACAUUCAGGACAACCUGACACUUCAGCCCAAGUUAAGCAGACAAAAGGAGCCAGCAUCUGAAAACAUCAGUUUAAGAACUAGGAAGUACUCUAGCAGCAGCCUAAGUCACAUGGGAGCCUAUAGCCGAUCGCUUCCCAGAUUGUACAAAGCCACAGAGAACCAGCUGACGCCUCUCAGCGUGCUUCCAAGAAACUCUCUGGGCAAUUCCAAACGAACAAAACUGGGAGAAAAGGAUCUACCUCAUACCAUAAUAGACAAUGACAAUUACCUUAAUUUUUCUUCUUUAAGCUCAGGGGCUUUACCCUAUAAAACCUCUGCAUCUGAGGGCAAUCCUUAUGUAAGUUCCACCCUCAGUGUCCCUGCCAGUCCUCGAGUAGCUCGGAAGAUGCUUCUGGCCUCCACCUCGUCCUGUGCCUCUGAUGACUUUGAUCGGGGACUUUCAUACUCGGGGAACAGCCCAAGUCAUUCAUUUCAUCCCGGGGAGCCGGACAGAGUGUUUGUGGCCAGGAGGAACUUCUCUUGUGGGUCUGUGGAGUUAGAUGAUGCUGAUUUGGACAGCCUCAGGCAGGCCUCAGGAACUCCUCAGCCUGUCCUUCGCGAACGGAAAAGCAGCAUUAGCUCCAUUUCAGGACGCGAUGACCUGAUGGAUUAUCACCGGCGACAGAGGGAGGAAAGACUCAGGGAGCAGGAGAUGGAGCGAUUGGAAAGACAGCGUCUAGAGACCAUCCUCAGUCUCUGUGCUGAAUACACAAAGCCCGACAGUCAUUUGUCCACUGGCACUACCGUGGCAGAUGUGCAGAAAAUCAACAAGGAGCUUGAGAAGCUGCAGCUCUCUGACGAGGAGUCUGUGUUUGAAGAAGCCCUGGCGAGCCCUGACACAAGAUAUAGGUGCCACCGGAAAGGCUCUCUCCACGAUGCGGACGUGGCAGGCUUCGGGAGUCUCGGUCAGAGCAGUGCCAGCUUCCUUGCCCCCAGGAGCAUCAGGAAUGAUGAACUGCUCAGUGACCUCACCUGGACUUCCCCACCAUCAGCCUCUGCCUUUCUGAAAGCUUCCAGCGAGUCCUCUUAUCUAAGUAUCCUACCAAAGACCCCAGAAGGUAUCAGUGAAGAACAGAGGACUCAGGAGUUGGCUGCAAUGGAAGACGCCCGGAUAGUAAUUCUGAACAACCUCGAGGAACUUGAACAAAAAAUCAAAGAUAUAAAUGACCAAAUGGAUGAAUCUUCCAGAGAGUUGGAUAUGGAAUGCGCUCUUUUGGAUGGAGAACAGAAAUCUGAAACAACUGAACUUAUGAAGGAGAAGGAGAUUUUGGAUCAUCUAAACCGGAAAAUAGCAGAACUGGAAAAGAACAUAGUUGGUGAAAAGACCAAGGAGAAGGUAAAGCUUGAUGCUGAAAGGGAAAAACUAGAGAGGCUUCAGGAGCUUUACUCCGAGCAGAAGACCCAGCUGGACAAUUGUCCUGAGUCCAUGAGGGAACAGUUACAACAACAGCUGAAGAGGGAUGCCGAUCUGUUGGAUGUUGAAAGCAAACACUUUGAGGACCUGGAAUUCCAACAGCUUGAACAUGAGAGCCGUUUGGAUGAGGAAAAGGAGAACUUGACCCAACAGCUCCUGCGUGAAGUGGCUGAAUAUCAACGGAACAUCGUGACUAGAAAGGAAAAAAUUUCUGCAUUAAAAAAGCAAGCCAAUCACAUUGUUCAGCAGGCUCAGAGAGAACAAGAUCAUUUUGUGAAAGAAAAGAAUAAUUUAAUAAUGAUGCUACAAAGAGAAAAGGAGAAUCUUUGUAAUUUGGAAAAGAAAUACUCCAGCCUCUCUGGGGGAAAAGGGUUUCCUGUUAGCCCCAAUACUCUAAAAGAGGGGUAUAUCAGUGUAAAUGAAAUUAAUGAGCCAUGUGGCAAUUCCACGAAUCUGUCCCCUUCCACUCAGUUCCCUGCUGCUGCUGAUGCUGUUGCCACUGAGCCUGCCACCGCUGGGCUGGUGAGCCAGCCACAAAGUAAAGAGCACUUUAGAAGUCUGGAAGAAAGGAAAAAACAGCAUAAAGAAGGCCUCUAUCUGAGUGACACUUUGCCUCGAAAGAAAACUACACCUUCCAUCUCCCCACAUUUCAGCAGUGCUACUAUGGGGAGAAGCACCGCCCCAAAGGCUCACCUGCCCCUAGGACAGAGCAACAGCUGUGGCAGUGUGCUUCCUCACUCGCUGGCAACCAUGACCAAAGACUCAGAAUCCCGGAGGAUGCUCAGAGGUUAUAAUCACCAACAGAUGAGUGAAGGACAUAGGCAGAAAUCUGAAUUUUACAACCGCACAGCGUCUGAAUCAAAUGUCUACUUGAACAGUUUCCAUUACCCAGAUCACAGCUACAAGGACCAGGCUUUUGAUACUUUGAGCCUAGACAGCUCCGAUAGCAUGGAGACCAGCAUCUCUGCUUGUUCACCCGACAAUAUCUCCAGUGCCAGCACUUCAAAUAUUGCCAGAAUAGAAGAAAUGGAGAGACUUUUGAAACAGGCUCAUGCAGAGAAGACUCGGCUUCUUGAAUCCAGGGAACGAGAAAUGGAAGCCAAAAAACGAGCUCUGGAAGAAGAAAAACGACGCCGAGAACUCCUGGAAAAACGAUUGCAGGAAGAAACCAGCCAGAGGCAGAAGUUAAUAGAGAAGGAAGUAAAAAUAAGGGAGAAGCAGAGAGCACAGGCUCGUCCUCUGACUCGCUAUCUGCCUGUCCGAAAGGAAGACUUUGAUUUGCGGAGCCAUGUAGAGACUGCUGGCCACAAUGUCGACACCUGUUACCAUGUAUCAAUCACAGAGAAGACCUGCCGAGGAUUCCUCAUCAAAAUGGGUGGAAAAAUUAAAACGUGGAAAAAACGUUGGUUUGUUUUUGAUCGGAACAAGCGAACAUUCUCUUAUUAUGCAGACAAGCAUGAAACUAAAUUAAAAGGAAUAAUAUACUUUCAAGCCAUUGAAGAAGUGUAUUAUGAUCACCUGAAGAAUGCUAAUAAGAGCCCUAAUCCAUUACUCACCUUUAGUGUCAAGACACAUGACAGAAUCUAUUAUAUGGUGGCCCCAUCUCCAGAAGCCAUGCGGAUCUGGAUGGAUGUGAUCGUUACUGGGGCAGAAGGUUACACUCACUUCUUGUUGUAGUGAACUGGGACGACAGUCCACUUCAGGGCAGACUGCAAUAAACUCUAACAAGAAUGAAGCCAUUUUUGAUCCCAGAUGGAAAGACCCAGCAGACCCAUCCCUUCAACUG